AUGCUCUUCGCUCAGCUCGUUAUUUUAGUGAUCAUUGUUAUGCUUUUACUCUGUAAAUUUGCAAAUAAGAUCAGAGGAUUACCACCUGGACCCACUCCAUGGCCAUUUAUUGGAAACACAUUCCAAGUCCCGGAAGAUCGAAUCGACAUAAUUAUCAACGAAUUCAAGAAGAAAUACGGUGGAAUUUUCACACUUUGGCUGCCGUUCCCGACUAUUGUCAUUUGUGAUUAUGAUAUGCUGAAACGAAACAUUGUCCGAAACGGAGAAGCAUUCUCUGGACGUCCGGACACUUUCAUAAUGGAUAUGUUGGUUCAAGGAAACUAUGGACUCUUCUUCAUGGAAAACAACUGGUGGAAGGCUCAACGCCGUUUCACAACUCAUAUCUUCCGUUCUCUUGGUGUUGGACAAGCUGGAACUCAGGAUACAAUUGCUUCGUUGGCUUCUGGAUUAGUUGAAAAAAUUGAUAAUCAGAAGGAUAACUCGAUUGAGUUGAGACCACUUCUUGUGCACGUCGUCGGAAAUGUGAUCCACAAGCAUUUGUUCGGAUUCACCCGUGAAUGGAACGAGACAGAAAUUCUCGACUUCCACGUGGCAAUCAAUGACGUUCUCGAACAUUUCACGUCUCCAAAAACUCAACUUUUGGAUGCCUGGCCAUGGCUCGCUUAUCUCGAUAAACCAUUGAGUCUCGGUAUUCCAAGAACUACAAGAGCGAAUGAUGCGAUUAUUCAGAAUCUUGAGCAGGCCCUUGCCAAACACAAAACCGGAAUAAACUACGAUGAAGAACCCUCGAGUUACAUGGAUGCUUUCCUCAAAGAAAUGAAGAUUCGAGCUGCCGAAAAUGCACUUGAAGAUGGAUUCACUGAGAAACAGUUGAUUGUGGCAAUUUAUGAUUUGUACUCGGCUGGAAUGGAGACAAUUAUCAUUGUCUUGAGAUUCGCCUUCUUGUAUUUGGUCAAUAAUCCAGAGACUCAAAAGAGAAUUCACGAUGAAUUGGAUAAGAAUGUUGGAAGAGAAAGACAAGUCGUAAUGGAUGACCAGAAACAACUUCCCUACACCUGCGCAUUCCUUCAAGAAGUCUAUCGUCUCGGCUACGUUCUUCCAGUCAAUUUCCUCCGUUGCACCCUUGUAGACGUGGAAGAUUGCGAAGGAUACCGUCUGAAUGCGGGAACUCGUGUCAUUGCUCAAUUCCAAUCAGUUCAUGUCGACAAGAAACAUUUCCCCGAUCCAGAGCACUUCAAUCCUGAUAGAUUCUUGAAUGAACGUGGAGAAUACAUCCGUGACGAUCGAGUAAACCCAUUCUCAAUGGGAAAACGAUCAUGUCUUGGUGAAAACUUGGCUCGUAUGGAAGUGUUCUUAUACUUCUGCACUCUCAUGCAAAACUUUGAAUGGCAUACGGACGGUCCUUUUGCUCCACCAAUUGACGUCAUCACUUCUUCACUUCGUGCUCCAAAACCAUUCACAGUUCGUGCCACUCGGCGAUGA
Caenorhabditis remanei is the source of this 1482-nucleotide messenger RNA. RefSeq lists its product as uncharacterized. The transcript is spliced from 7 exons. The record is from RefSeq and is a predicted model, not a curated record. Gene Ontology annotation, cellular component: cytoplasm; intracellular membrane-bounded organelle. Gene Ontology annotation, biological process: xenobiotic metabolic process. The coding region runs from base 1 to 1482 and encodes 493 amino acids. NCBI's taxonomy places the organism in Eukaryota, Metazoa, Nematoda, Chromadorea, Rhabditida, Rhabditidae. Gene Ontology annotation, molecular function: heme binding; iron ion binding; oxidoreductase activity, acting on paired donors, with incorporation or reduction of molecular oxygen, reduced flavin or flavoprotein as one donor, and incorporation of one atom of oxygen.